Cyprinodon variegatus (sheepshead minnow) is the source of this 2694-nucleotide messenger RNA. It is a transcript of the gene alg9, whose product is annotated as ALG9, alpha-1,2-mannosyltransferase. Gene Ontology annotation, biological process: protein N-linked glycosylation. Lineage: Eukaryota; Metazoa; Chordata; Actinopteri; Cyprinodontiformes; Cyprinodontidae. Gene Ontology annotation, molecular function: alpha-1,2-mannosyltransferase activity. The coding region runs from base 41 to 1882 and encodes 613 amino acids. The record is from RefSeq and is a predicted model, not a curated record. Gene Ontology annotation, cellular component: endoplasmic reticulum membrane. The transcript is spliced from 15 exons.
AUGACCGAAUCGCGACUCGGGAAAUGAAGGCUGUGGAAACAUGGCGGCCAAGACGCUUCGGCAGCGAGCCAGACGAGGCAGCAGACAAGAUGCAAACAACGUAAACACCACAGCCGAAGCCCGGCCGGCGAAAGAAGAAAAAACCGGCGAUGAAAGCAAAACAACAGAGAGCCGGCAAGAGCCGAUUAGUCGAGGAGGUCAGGUAUGGGCGCCAGAAGGGUCCACAGCGUUUAAAUGCCUACUUUCUGCACGUUUUUGUGCUGCUUUGCUCAGCAACAUCUCCGACUGUGACGAGACGUUUAACUACUGGGAGCCUAUGCACUUUCUCUUGUAUGGGACAGGAAUGCAAACAUGGGAAUAUUCCCCGUUGUACGCCAUCAGGUCAUAUGCUUACUUAUGGCUCCACGCUCUGCCGGCCUGUUUGCAUGCCCAUGUUCUACAGACUAACAAGGUGUUGGUGUUCUACUUUGUACGAUGUGUGUUAGCAUUCUGCUGCUGUGUCUGUGAACUCUAUUUUUACAAGGCGGUGUGUAAGAAGUUUGGUUUGCAUGUGGGGCGACUGAUGUUGGCAUUCCUUGUCCUGAGCACGGGAAUGUUCUCCUCCUCGGCAGCUUUUCUACCUUCCUCUUUCUGCAUGUACACAACCCUGAUUGCCAUGACUGGGUGGUUUCAGGACUCGAUACCGUUGGCUGUUAUGGGUGUGGCUGCCGGCGGAAUCGUCGGAUGGCCAUUUUCUGCUUUGAUUGGGUUUCCGAUCGCGUUCGACCUGCUGGUGAUAAGGAGAGAGUGGAAAAGUUUUCUGAUCUGGUGUGCCCUUGCUUUGCUACUGUUGCUGGUCCCUCUGGUUGCGAUUGACUCCUUCUUUUAUGGAAAACUGGUGAUUGCUCCACUCAAUAUCCUGCUUUACAACGUCUUUACCGAACAUGGGCCUGAUCUUUAUGGUACAGAGCCAUGGUCUUUCUACUUUGUUAACGGAGUCCUGAACUUCAACCUGGUGUUUGUUUUGGCGCUGUUCUCCCUACCGCUCACUGCCCUCAUGGAGACACUGUUGCACAGGUUCAAUGUUCAGAACCUGGGCCGCCCGUACUGGCUAACGCUCUCUCCCAUGUAUCUGUGGAUGUUGGUUUUCUUCACUAGACCUCAUAAAGAAGAACGCUUUCUCUUCCCCAUCUAUCCCCUCAUCUGCCUCAGUGGGGCAGUAGCACUCUCUUCUCUGCAGAAAUGCUACCACUUCCUUUUCCAGCGAUACCGACUGGAGCACUACACUGUUUCCUCCAACUGGCUGGCUUUGAGCACUGUUGUUGCCUUCGCAGUGCUGUCACUGUCCCGCUCUGUUGCCCUUUUUAGAGGCUACCACGCUCCUCUGGACCUGUAUCCAGAAUUUCACCGCAUUGCCAAGGAUCCAACGUUGCACUCCGUCCCCAAUGGCAUACCAGUCAGUGUGUGUGUUGGCAAAGAGUGGUACCGCUUCCCCAGUAGCUUCCUUCUGCCUCACAACUGGCAGCUGAACUUCAUUCAGUCUGAGUUUAAGGGGCAGCUUCCUCAGCCUUACGCCUCUGGACCUCUGGCGACACAGAUCAUUCCAGCCAAUAUGAACGACCAGAACCUGGAGGAGCCAUCCAGAUAUGUAGACAUAAAGACGUGCCACUACCUGGUGGACUUGGAGACGGACGAGGAAGCGCCACUGGAGCCUCGUUACUCAGCAAUUAAAGAAGAGUGGACGGUCAUUGCUUAUAAGCCUUUCCUUCAAGCUUCAAGAUCUUCUCCUAUCUUCAGAGCCUUUUACAUCCCGUUCAUAUCGGACCACCACACCACUUACAGGAGGUACAUGAUCUUGAAAGCUCGACGGCAAAAGCAGCCUCGUAAGCGGGCCCACGGCUGACAUUUGGACUUCACCCCUCCCUCGAGCCUUUCCAAGAUUAACAGAGCCCCAACUAGGAGUUGGUUACUUCUGUUCAAAGCAGCUGGUUUCUGUGUCAGUGUGCAUGUGAUUUGUCUCAUGAAAUGUGUGAAUUAGCAGACCUUUUAAGGAUGUUAUGUCUGAUUUGGAGCAGAGUGAUUGUGAGUAUGGACAUGUGAUUGCCAAUCCUCAGCUGGGCUUUUUUUUUUUUUUACUGUUCUGUGUCUGUCUGUAGAUUAAUGUCUUCAAGUCAUAAGCAGAAAAAAGAUUACUCUUACCUUAAAGAGGCCACGGCACAACAAAUCCAAGUGUUUUCUUUAUACGCUCUACUUGAAAAUGUGGCCUGAAUUGAAGGAUUCCUUUGAACAUUCGAUCUGAGAUAGACUAUUAUGUGAUGACUGCUUCUUUGGAGACAAUAAAUGUGUGGAGAUGAGUGAAGGUUUGUUGUUAUCGGGGUUCCUACAUAGCCUUCAAAAGCAUGGCCUUCCUUCUUUUCUUUCUAUGGCCUUUCCAUCUUGGCACAAUCAUCUCCUUCCUACAAUCUUUUUAUUCUUUAAAAUUUUAUUUCAUCCAGUGUUGGGUUUUUGCAGAUUUAUAGUAUGAUCUUCUGAAACAUAUCUGCCGUAAAUUAGCGGUAAAGUUUGGUGUUCGCUUUUAUCUUGGCCAAACCUUUUUACAGAAGAAUCUGGAGAUGUGCGCCUGGACAAGUAUUGAAUAUUGAAAUGAGAACUAUGUAGGAACCCUCUGUUAAUUUAUCUUGUGAAUAAUGUAAAUAAAUCCAUGAUUGAUUGUGA